Molecule: messenger RNA, 4368 nt
Organism: Leishmania mexicana MHOM/GT/2001/U1103
Lineage: Eukaryota; Euglenozoa; Kinetoplastea; Trypanosomatida; Trypanosomatidae
Product: methionine synthase reductase, mitochondrial precursor-like protein
Exons: 1
Coding region: 1-4368 (1455 amino acids)
Cellular component (GO): cytosol
Molecular function (GO): FMN binding; flavin adenine dinucleotide binding; NADPH-hemoprotein reductase activity
Source: RefSeq, a predicted model, not a curated record
AUGAGUGACGAGGCGGUGUUCAUGGAUACGGGGGAGCGGCUCUACGUCCUGUAUGGUUCCGAGGCGGGCAACGCAGAGAGCAUCGCGAAGCGUCUCCACCACGAUGCGACAACCACCCACGGCUUACGCGAUGCCGAGUGCAUGACACUGAACCAGGCGGUAGCGAUGAAACUCUUCGACGCGCAGCUCGCCAAAGACGCGUCCACGUCGCUAUGCGUCGUUAUCGUGUGUAGCACCACGGGUGAUGGCGAGCCACCUCAAAACGCUGCCCGCUUUCGCCGAUGGCUGCGCAACACCACCGGGACUCUUCACAACGUUCGCUACUGCCUUCUGGCCCUUGGCGACACAAACUACAACAACUUCUGCGCCCCUGGCAUCUUUAUGGACAACAAACUUAGAGACAUGGGCGCCGUCUGCUGCUACCCGCGCGGUGAGGCUGAUGACAGCGUUGGCUUGCAUCUAGUCGUGAACCCGUGGCUAGAGGGUCUCUGGGCGGCGCUGAAGCAGAGCGGCACGGAGAGGACUGCAGCUUCGGGUCAGGAAACGCACAGUACGGGAGAGACCUGCAUUGACAUGUCUGUCGCGCAGGAGGCAGCCGUCCUCUACUCUAACGCUUCUCAGCUGUGUGUUGCCAUCGCACUCUUCCUGCACGAGCGGAUCACCGAGCUCGGCGGCGAGGCGGAUUUGUACCCGAUUCAAUACUUCAACCCCAGCACCAGCCUCAGACGACCCCCAAAGGUGCUCCUCUUUGUCCUCGGCACAGAAGACGAUGCGGACACGCUGUGCGAGCAGCGCAGGCGCUCUGCUGAGCAACUACCACCUCUUGGGCCUUUCACCGGUUGGAUAGGGAGCAGUGGCCCCUGUGCCCCACCGCCCGCAGAGGCGGCGGAACUGCAGCGGUGGAUGGCCGACCCUUCAAUCCGCUUCUUCAACUCUUUGUUCGUCUCCCGGAAGCCUGACGGUGCAAGUAGAGCUGCCGCGCUCGACGCCGAUCUGAAAGCCAUAGCCAUUAACUGUAAACUCGAGUUUCUUUGCCGUUGCCAGUUUUCCGGUGAGGUGCCGUCGGUCGCGGUUAGCGCAGAUGACGUGUUCCUGUGGAUGGAGAAGGUGUUGCAUAACCUUCCAGGGGUGACAGCCGAUGCGGAGUACAUUCGUCGGACUAUGGACGGCUCUUUCGACAAUCGCGUCGGCGUGGCCUUCCGUGCUGCGCAGGCGCCAGAGUUACGCAAUGGACGCGCCACAGAAAAUGAUGGUGUUGCCAGGAGCAGCGACGCGGGGCAUGCGUCCUCCAAAAACGGUGCCUCUCACGACGCGGGCGCGUCGAGCAAGACGCACGAGGUAGUAGAGGACCUGCUCACCCCCAUCGUCUUUCUCUACUCGGGCCACUCCUCUGUUGUGAAGCAGUGCGCCAUGGACAUCUUCAGCGGUGCCAGUCAGCAUCACCUGCACUGUUCGAUCAGCGAACUCAGCAACUUUCAACGGAUGGGCUUCCCACGGCGUGCCACGUUUGUGUUCUUUGUCUCUGGUGUGGUGACAGAACCAAUGGCGCGCGUGCUGAAGGUGCUACGCACGCUGCAGGGUCAGAAGAAGAAUAUCGAAGGUGUGAGCUUUGCCAUUCUCGGCAUUGACCAGACCUCCGAGAGUGGCCGGUUUAACGUCUGUGCGCUGGAGCUGGAGACGCUCCUGCUGAAGGUAAAGGCGAGCAAGAUUCAUUGCACAGGUUUGGCAGACUUGGACAGCAGCAGCCUCGUGCCCAUCAUUCAGUCGUGGGAGUCGAACCUCUGGGGUGCCAUCGUGCACACCAUGAAGAGUGCCGCCUACCUUGACAUGGCAUCUCCCAGCCUCCGGGUGCAGCGUACUGUGGUGCCGUUGGCCACCAGCGGUAGUUCAGUUGGCGCAGCUCUCUCCAUUUCCGGCGCGUUGGUGGGCGAGUCUGUGCAUCGCGAUGGGGGCAGUGGUGGCGAUGGUGGCGGUAACAGCCACAUCGAACGCAGCGUAUUUGAGGACUUUGUUGGCGCCAGCGCCACCCCGUCUCUGCUUCCUCUGCCUGGCGGCGUCGAUCCGAGCAGGGGUGCUGGCCUGGCGGCAUCGUCGCUGGUUGCGGUAUCGGGGUCAUCGCUGGCAGGCAACUGCAGCACUCCCACAACUGUUGCGGCCGGCGAUACGCCGAGCUCUGAAAAGACGGACACCCCGGCCGCUGGCGGUGGCUUGGCCGACGCCAUCUUGCCGUGGGACCCGACGCCGCUGAACAGGGAGAAGGCGCGCCACACCCCAGUCGUCUUUCUGUACGCGUCGGCUGGCAUGUCGAAGGCGAUCGCGAUGCACGCGAUGCGGAGUGCGGAGGAGAAGGGCUUUCCGACUGCCGUGCACCCUUUUGCGAGCUUUCAGCUUGUCGACUACCACGCCCACCCGAACGUGAUCCUGUUCUGUGAAGCUGGCGCGGAGGGGCAGUCGAACGGCGGGCGCCGUUUCAGGAGGUUCCUGACGAAUCCCUCGCACCGUCCGGACACGCUAUCGUCUGUGCGAUUUGCGGUGCUCGGCAUCUGCGCCACACUGGCGAGCGUGGUUCAUCCUGCCUUUCGUUGGGCAAGUUUGCUGCUACGACUGCAGGCGAAUCGCAUCUUUCCAGUCCUAAUUGUGCCGUCCAUGUCGCAGCUGCACUCGCUUGCAAUGCCGUGGGUUGACUGUGUGCUGUCAUCCCUGGCACUGCUCCCGUCUUCUGUGGUGGUACCUGCACCUCCCAGAGGCUCCGAUGCGCCGGGUGCUGGUGUGCUGACCAUUGGACCGGCCCGUGUGGGCCCCGCUGGUGCGCCGAGGACGCGCGAUGACGGCCCCGAUAACGACGCCGUGGAAGAGGCUGAGAAUGCCAGUGAGGACGCGGAGCACUCCGUGUUGGCCGAGGUGGGCAACUGCAGCGCCGAUGUCUCGACAGAGCAGGACUCGUGCACCGAGUCGUCGAUGGAGAACAGGAUUGCCUACCGCAUUGACGGUGUCGUUCAGUCGUGGAAGCUGCUGACGUGCCCCACGGCUCGGCAUCCUGUCGUCCAGCUGGAUUUUUCAGUGACCGCGGGAACGCAGUGGGUACCAGGGCAGACGAUCGCCGUCGUUCCAUCCAACAGCACAGCGGAGGUGGAAGCGCUGCUGCGCCUCUUCCGCCUGGCGCGUGAUGAGCCGUUUCUGCCACCUGCAAGCGCUGGCCCCGGAGCCUCCGUGUUCCCAACCUCCCCACUCUACGAGGUCGCGGAUUUUCCGGUCAGUUGCGGGACCGUGCUCUUGCGGUACGUGGAGCUGCGCGUCACUGGCAUUCACAAGCCGCUUUUCCAGUUGCUGGCGCAUCACUGCACCUCUGAGGAAGCGAAGGCGGUGGUACAAACGAUGUAUGCGAAGCUCCUUGUCCACCGCACCCCGCGAGACCUGCGCGAGGUGCUUGAGGCCGUCGGCACCGCUGCCGACUCUCUGCCGCCGUUUCGCCACAUUGUGGAAAACCUUUCCUUGCUGCAGCCACGCCAGUAUUCUAUCUGCAGCUCACACCGCGCCGACGCCACGACACUGUCCAUCUGCUUCAAGGUGGCGGAGAAGGGGCUGUGCACGGGAUGGAUGUACGAGCAAUGCCUCUCUGCCGCGGGUUUGCCGCUGGUGUCCGCCGCCAGCGCGGCUACCACGCACGCGGAAGGGAAAACAGCGCCCUCGGCUGUCCGGCAGCCGGUCCUUCCGAACACAGUAAUCGCUGCCAAGGCACGUAUCGUGAUCCCUUUUGUCAUCCGCGGCGCCUCGGUGUUUUGCAUGCCGCGCGACGCGCUCGUUCCAAUGAUCCUCAUCGCGUCCGGCACCGGCAUCGCCCCGUUCCGCGCGUUCCUGCAAGAGCGCCAGGCCUGGCUAACGGAGCACCAGUUGCGGUCUGGCUGCACUUGUCCAAAAGGGAAGCUCUGCGGAUGCCCUUGCGAGGAGGCGACGCAACACGGCGAGGCCCUGUGCGGCACGAUCGACGUCUUCUUUGGUUGUCGGCGCCGUGGCGAGGAUUACCUCUUCCGCGACGAGUUGUUGCACUGGGAGGACAGCGGCGUGGUUCAUUCGCUGACCGUCGCCUUUUCCCGUGACACGAACGACGGCAGGCUCUGUGACGGCGGCUGCUACGUGCAGGACAAGAUUCAGGAGUGUGGUGUGACCCUCAUGAACCUGAUCCUGCAGCGGAACGCAUGCGUUUUUGUCUGUGGCGACGCCGAUGGCAUGGCGAAGGAGGUGCACAGAAAGCUCCGCGAGCUCAUCCAGGAACACCUCUCGCUCUCCGACGCCGCGGCUGCCACGUAUCUUGAGCGCAUGAGCAAAGAUGGGAGGUACCUCCGUGACGUCUGGUCGACGGGUGUCUGA